Melospiza melodia melodia is the source of this 3683-nucleotide messenger RNA. It is a transcript of the gene FBXO28, whose product is annotated as F-box protein 28. The coding region runs from base 1 to 1053 and encodes 350 amino acids. Lineage: Eukaryota; Metazoa; Chordata; Aves; Passeriformes; Passerellidae. The record is from RefSeq and is a predicted model, not a curated record. Gene Ontology annotation, molecular function: protein binding. The transcript has 5 exons. Gene Ontology annotation, biological process: protein polyubiquitination.
AUGGCGGCGCCGGAGGAGCGGCUCGUGUCGGAGGGCGAAGGCGGCGCCCCGGGCUCGGCGCGGCUCUCCCCGGCCCCGCUGCCGGAGGCCGCCGAGCCGCUGGCGCCCAUGGAGCCGCCGCCUCAGAGCAACACGCUCAUGGGGCUGCCCAUCGUGGCUAUCGAGAGCAUCCUCAGCUUCCUGUCCUACGAUGAGACGAGCCAGCUGCGCUUGGUUUGUAAGCGCAUGGACUUGGUUUGCCAGAGAAUGUUAAAUCAGGGAUUUCUGAAAGUGGAGAGAUACCACAACUUGUGUCAAAAGCAAGUUAAAGCUCAACUUCCAAGACGGGAGUCAGAGAGGAGAAACCAUUCCUUAGCUCGCCAUGCAGACAUCCUCGCUGCUGUGGAAACGAGGCUCUCUCUCCUAAAUAUGACUUUCAUGAAGUAUGUGGAUUCCAAUCUCUGUUGCUUCAUACCUGGAAAGGUAAUAGAUGAAAUUUAUCGAGUGCUAAGAUAUGUAAACUCUACAAGAGCUCCUCAGAGAGCUCAUGAAGUUCUUCAAGAACUAAGGGACAUUUCCUCCAUGGCUAUGGAAUAUUUUGAUGAGAAGAUUGUUCCAAUACUGAAAAGAAAGAUGCCUGGGUCAGAUGUAUCGGGACGUCUAAUAGGAACUGCCCCAGUUCCAGGGCCUUCUGCAGCGCUGACAACCAUGCAGCUGUUCUCCAAGCAGAGCCCUUCCAGGCAGGAAGUCACCAAGCUGCAGCAGCAGGUGAAAGCCAACGGCACGGGGCUGACGGCGCUGAAGCGGGAGAUCUCGGAGCUGCGCCUCAAGGUGCAGGAGCAGCAGAAGCAGCUCCAGGAUCAAGACCAGAAACUGCUUGAGCAGACCCAAAUCAUUGGGGAACAGAACGCGCGCUUGGCCGAGCUGGAGCGCAAGCUGCGCGAGGUGAUGGAGAGCACAGUGGGGAAUUCCUCGGGCUCCGGCUCAAACGAACAAUCUCCCAGGAAAAGGAGGAAGGCGGUGGAUGCCACAGACUGUCCCAGGAAAUCCAAACGCCUUCGGAACAGAAAAUAACCGGGGAGGAGACGGCGCCUUCAGGAGGAUGCACUGCUCUGGUAGCCCAAGCAGGCCUGCUUGUUUGGAUACUGUGACCAGCUCAUGGUGUCACUUAGGCUGCUGGCUCUUCAAAACACCACUUAGACUUGAACAGUGAUUUUCUUUCAUUGACUUUUCCCCUGCUUUCUAUAUGGGUGGGCCUAAUGCACAGAAUCUUUAAGAUUUGCAAUAGCUACAUACUAACCAGACCUGCUCUGUUAUGUUUUGAAGGGUUAACCUUUUUUUCCGUGCAGAUGUGUUUGAAAGUAAACUUAUUUGUGUUUAUGCAUAUGUUCACAUGAAAUCUUAAAUAAAUUGUCUUAACUGACUAAAUGGUUAAGAGUAAAAACAGAUGUCCUGUUCACUUGAAGGAAAGAUCCGCUUUUAAAACCUUGUUUUUGAGAACUUGACCUUUUUUGUUACAAGUGACCUUGUCUGGAAUGUCUGAAAAGUAGUUAAUACUUUUUGGGGUUCUCUGUAACGAGUAAAACUGACUUCUUAAGCUGCAGUAUUGGCUAUAUAUUUUUGUAAACUUCCACAGAAGGGCCUUCUAUCCAGUCUUCACAUGCACACACCCUGGUUCUAGGUCUUGGGAGCCAUAUUCUACAUUUGCAUGGAUAGAUGCAUGUACAGCUUAGUCAGCCUGCCAAAAGCACUUGCCUGAAACUGUUCCAAACUCUGGGAAGAGAGCACAGAGACCUGUCAAGCAAUUCCUUUGUUCCUCAGCCAUAAGUCAGUCUCUGCUUUUGGGCUGUGUGGCUGCCCCUCGCCCUGCCUGGAGGGCAGGGAUCUGUUGUUAGCCAAAGCUGGAUAGUGGAGAGGCUGCCUGUGCAUCACCUGGGUCAUGGCCAACACCCAGCACCUGCCGACUGUCCCUGGAGUCACCAGGCUCUGGGGGCAUUGUUGGAGUGAAAUGCUGUAUUAUGGUAAAACUUCAGCUAUUUUGUGUGUCUGUGUUGGGGUUGGGGUGGAAAUUUCUCUGUAACACUGAUGACAAUAUUCUAAGCUUUCCUUAUCCUAAAAGGUAAAUCACUUCAGACAGAGCUUUAAUUUCUUUUGCACUUCUGUUUUGAGCUUGUAACUGGAAAAGCAUGUCUUGCACUGUUCAGUCUCUCUGGUCACUUUAACCACCUCAGAGUUGUGUACAGUGAUUAUUCCCCCCCUGCCAUCUGUAUAUUUUUGGAAUCUUAUACAAAUACCAUUGUCCUUGGUUUUGUUUUCAUGAACUAAACUAUGUAGCUUUAUCAUUUGACUUUUGUUUUCUUUUAACCAGCUGCUGCUUUGUCUUUAGGUGGUUCUGAAUUCAACUUGGUAUGGCACUGAAAAUGCAAACGCUGCAUUUUGUAGCUGUUCACAAUCUUGAUAUUCCUGCUGUGGGUUAAAGUGCAAGUCCAUUUUGUAUGGCUGUCAGCAUAACCUAGUGGCUGUAUUUAAAGCACCAAACAAAUCAGAAGUUGUCUGGUCAGGUAUUACAUAAUCGUGGCAAACUGACAUUUUUCCUGAAACUUCAGCUACAACUUUUACUUCUAACACACAGUAGCUCAUAGCAGAAGUAACAUUAUAAAUGUAAUAUUUGACAGACAUUCAGCUUUCAAAUAAACUUCUCGAGAAGUUUGAGUCUUUUCCAAAAAAAAAAGGGCAUUUUUCUUAGUAAUCAAAGAAAUGAUAGAAGGCUGUCUGAGAGCAGACUUAAACUGUUGAAGGAGCAUUUGCUUUUACUGGUUUAUACAGCUCAGAAUGUUUUUUACAGGUAACUCUGUCUUGGAGAUAGAUACCUGCUGUUCAGCUUAAAAAUACUGGCGUAUACCUUAACUUUUAAAAUACAAUUUUGAGUCAAAGGGUCAGCAUGAUAGCUAGAAUUACUGUGUGAUACCAAUUCAUUGAAUGGUUAUUUGUGAUAAAAAAAUCCUGUAAUGGACUAAUUGCCAGCUACUUGUGGUUAAAUGCUUCCAAACAAGUAUAAACUUGGGAAUUUCAUUUACUGAAGGGGUUUAUUCAUACAUUUUGAAUAUUUUCACUUCAGAUUCUUUAUUAGUUUCUAGAAUAUGCAGACAAUUUCCCCCUCCUCACCAUGCCAGUGUACAAAUCAUUUCAGCUUAGUUCAGAGCAGCAUUUCUGGAUGUGUUGGGGAAUCUCUGGCUGUUCCUAAACUGAGCUGGAGAACAACAGCCAAUUGUUCUGGAAGUGUUCUCUGGGAACUGUGCCAGCUUGGACCCUUCAGCUCGAGGAAGUAUCGUGUGCUCCAGGAUUGCAGGUGCAUCCUGCUCCUCCGUGUGCUGACAUUUAUCAUUCCAGUGAAACGGAAUGAGGCCCAUGAAACUUCAGGGGGAGAGGGGAUGGUUACAAGAAAUUCCACAAUAAAGGUACACCAGUGUUUUGUGUUUCACAUCCCAGAGAGGGAAACAUCAGAUGGCUCUUGGCUGGAAUGUACACCAGAAAAAUAUACACAUGGGAAAUAAAACCAGAAUGAAAUAAUUGUUUGGACAAAAUAGCUGGAGCUUUAAUUUCUGACACCGUAUUGUCCCUUGUUAAAUAAAAAGGAUAAAUUUUGCAAUAUCUGAACAAGCUGAUGAAUCACCUGAAGUAAAACUGUAUCUCUUUUCACUCUC